This is a messenger RNA of Plectropomus leopardus (leopard coralgrouper), 2589 nucleotides long. Lineage: Eukaryota; Metazoa; Chordata; Actinopteri; Perciformes; Serranidae. The record is from RefSeq and is a predicted model, not a curated record.
AUGACUCUCCGCAGGCCAGCUGCCCACCUACGAAGAGCUCCGAGCUGGCGGAGAUCAGGAGAUGAGUCCUACUGGGAGAGCUUGAUACCAGAGGGGGAAAUUUUGCCCCGUGUUUCUCGUCCUCAUCAUGCACCUCGGCCCCAGAGUGCAAUUGAAGGGCGCCAGCUGGACGGCUGGCUGGAGCACCUGCAGAGGAUAGAGAGCGAACUUCUCAGAGCCCCAGUUCAUGAUCAGGUUCCAGCUUUCAGUGAUCGGACAACAUCCAUGCCUGCUCUCGACAAAGAGCCGACAGGACGUGCCUGGAGAGAGCCGGGGAUUCGUUCCUUCAGCAGGGGUUCAUCUUCAUGUGGGAGUCCCAGCCUGUGUGACAGUUCACUGGGAAGCCAGGAGUCGCUCCAAACUGGGUUUCUUCCCCACCCAGAGCGAAGAGGAGGCUGGGAGAGAGCUCAUAUGAUGCAGACCCCAAAGAAGGAGCAGGCUCAACUUAGUAAUCUUGCUCCAGUCAAAAUUGGAUGGCUGCCGAUCCAAAGAAGAGUGAUGAUGGUGGGCGAUGCUUGCAACCAAAACCAGUUUUUGGACCACUCUGCUGGCCAGGUGAAAUUGAAACAAGCGAUCACUCCAACAUUUCAGAAAAAUCGAGGAACAGCCAACAGGCACCAGGAUGGAGAGGUGGAGAGAAGUCACACCAGUCCGAGUGUUUUGGGUGUGAAGACGUGGCAGACAUCUGAUCAAGGCUCUCCUAAUUUUAAACAGGUGCCAGAAAAACGCAGCUUUCCUGCUAACGAAGGGGACAGACCUGUAGGCUGGCAAGCUCUGAGGCGAGGCUGGAAUACCAACAGGGUGUCGGCUUUCCCUGGAGGCAGCCGGUCCAAUGAGCUCCCCACAGGGACCAGCUCAGACCCCAACAGGAAGUCGUCUCUGAUGAAAGCAACCAACACAGACCCCCUCAAGCAUACUCCUCUGCAGCGAACAACUUUUGCUGAUCCCUGCAAACCAAACACUCUGCUUCAAGGGACAAAUAACACAGAUACGUACAAGUCACCUUUGCGGAGAACUGGCGGUGUUCAGCCAAUGAGAGCAACAGCCCCGCUGUGUGAAACAAACAGCAUCUCACAGCCUUCACAUAUACAGACAAACUCUGCUGUAACUACACUCAUCCCUCACAACAAAGCCGGCUUCUCCUCCAUCACCAUUUCAUCAAGGAAAGUAAGCAGAUCGGCCAGUUUGCCCGGAUCCGGCAGCCACUCUUCCCGCUCCAGUGAAUCCCCUUCUCCGCCAUUAGCACACCAAUCCAUGGAUGCAAACUCCCAGCAGGUCACAGUGCAGAGGAAGGCCACUAUAGUCAAAGUGACAGAGCAAAGGACGAUGUCUAGCCCUGUCCAAAGCACAGAAACAGCAGGGACCCCACCAGCUAGCCAUGGUUUGGAUACAGUGGUGCACAGACGAAAGGCUACCAUCAUCAAAGUGACAGAGCACAGAGAGAGCUACAGUCCAGCCAAGGCAGGAUCUGGGACGAGGCACCCAGAUUACAGACACAGCUACUCAGAGGGACUGUACAAGGAAAACAGCAUGUGGAGUCAGGGAAAUCACCACAACGCAGCACCUUCAUAUCACAGUCUGGAUUCCACAAACUCCGCACCAAACACUUCAGAUGUCGCAAAAAACAGUGGAACACUACACAGAUCCACGCUGAGUCUUUUUGUGAGCAACCCCCCUGCUAUAGCAGCACCCGCUCCCUCAGGGGUUUCUCCAAAGGCUGUUGGACCGAGAUCGGACAGGCCACACAGACCACUGAGCUGCUAUGGCAAUAUGUUUGGACACACUGAGCCCAGCAAGGAGAAUUUGACACAACCAGCUGCCAGGAAAUGGAGCUUUGGGCUUCCACAAGAGACCAAAAUCAACCCUGUGAACUUCGACAGUAGUUUCAUCAGCACUCAAACAGCAGUGAAAGAAGCAGGUCAGCUAGUGGCAGACACCCUUAAGCCAAACGGAGCCCAGAAAGAGAGAUCGCCGCCAGAGAAUGCGGUGAGGAGCGUGUCCCCCUGUCUAACGCUCAUCAAGGCCCCGGAUCCCCACUCAAAUCAGUCUCAAGAGGAAGUGCUUGCCCUCAAUGCGGCUGCCAUCAUAGCAAAUAUCAAACUCCAAAGACAACUCAGUAAGAAGAAAACAAAUGGCAAUUCUAAGGAGGACUCCACAACAUCACCUCGGGAAAAUACAGUGACAGAUGGAGGGAAAUGUAUGAAGCCACAACCUGAUCAAAGAACAAUGCAGCGCCGCAACCAGCCUCAUGCUGCAUUUGCUGCACUCAGUCCUGACCCUGAAAGGUCACCUCAAGCUAUUUCUCUUCAGGACGCACUGCAGAGGUCCAGACCUGACUUCAUCACUCGUUCCCAGGACAGACUGCGAGAGCUGGAGCGAAGGGCGCAAGAGAGGAGGGAGCUGGCGUGUUCUGUAGACCCACGGUCGGAUGCUGCUCUCAGGCAGAGGAGAGCCCACAAAGCCCGAUGUGCCUCUCUGAACGAUAACCUUUUCAAACCCAGAGAUAGAGCCAUUACAGGGAAAGAGAUGCUGCCGAAAUCUAAGCGGUGA